Molecule: messenger RNA, 294 nt
Organism: Caenorhabditis briggsae
Lineage: Eukaryota; Metazoa; Nematoda; Chromadorea; Rhabditida; Rhabditidae
Exons: 2
Coding region: 1-294 (97 amino acids)
Source: RefSeq, a predicted model, not a curated record
AUGCUGAAAUUAGAACCAGAAAUUUCUCGAGAUUUUUUGGACCAAAUCUGUGAAACUGAGCAAUGGAAAUCUGUCAAACAACUCGAAGCGACUGGAAAUUUCGAUACAAAAAUUGAUUGGUUUAUGCAUUUUGAGAAGAUUACCGUACAGAAAAUAUAUUUUCUGAGUGUGGAAAAAGCAGUGGAAGUUGUUAAGAACUUUCGAAAUCGAAGUUUAUCAGUUAGAUCAUUUUUCAAAAUUUGCACAGAGUUUCCAAUGAAGUCAUUUGUACGGAAUCUUUCUAAUUUUUUUUGA